Molecule: messenger RNA, 1122 nt
Organism: Aspergillus versicolor CBS 583.65
Lineage: Eukaryota; Fungi; Ascomycota; Eurotiomycetes; Eurotiales; Aspergillaceae
Exons: 4
Coding region: 1-1122 (373 amino acids)
Source: RefSeq, a predicted model, not a curated record
AUGGGGCGAUUUGCCAAUGUUGACACCUGGGACCCGGCUGUCAAUGUCACAAACUGGCUUCUCGUUGUCGUGGCCGGUCUGAGUGUCCUCAUCCGGCUGGGAACGAAGCUGUGGAUCUUCCACAGACUUACCAGCGAUGACUAUCUCAUCAUUGCAGCGUUGGUCUUCUGCAUUGGGCAGUCUGCGUCCAUCUCUAUAGCAAUUGAGCACGGAUAUGGCUAUCAUUUCACCACAGUCUCGAGCCAUAACUUCAACCAGGUCAUGAAAGCCCAGUACUCCGCAUACAUCCUCUACAUCGCAAGCCUGUGCUUCUCCAAGCUCUCCCUCUGCACAUUCAUCCGCAACUUAACCCCAGUGCACAAAGACCACUUCCAAGCCGCCAUCCUGCAGAUCGCCAUCGCUGUCCUGGGAAUAACCGGUGUUUUGGGUACGGCCUUUGAAUGCCACCUGCCCCGGACAUGGGACUAUAUGCACGGGGAAUGCAUCAACUUGCGCGCCUGGAACUACUUCAUAUCCGUCGCGAAUAUCGUCACAGACGCCAUGAUUGUCUCGCAAGCACUGGUCCUCAUCUUCGGUAUCCAGGCUACAUGGAAGAAGAAGCUCAUGUUCGCUAGUAUCUUUCUCUCAAGAAUCAUUGUAAUCCUAGCAACCAUCGCCGAAAUGGUCCUCCUCCGGCACAAGCACGGUUCCGAUUCCGCAGAUCCAACAUACGACUACUGCGCGUCCACAAUCGCAAUGCAAGUCGUGCAGUGCGCCAGUAUCGUCACCGCGUGCUGGGGCCAGCUUAAGCCGUUCUUGAACCAGCUCAAGUCGAAUGGGUUGCAGAUUCGCGGGGUGGAGUAUCAGUCUUCGACGUGGCUGAGGGGCAAGAGUCAUUCGUCCAAGUCGAGGUCUUAUGGGCUUUCUGGGAGGCAUGGCAAUAGUAGUCGUGGAAGGGAGCAGGGGGAGCAGCAUGAGCUUGUUCCUGUUGCUGCUGCGGGGAGGAAUUUGACGACGGUCGAGGCUGAGGCGUCCAGGGGGUGGGAUGCUGAUAGUCAGUCGAGUCAGGUUGGGAUUAUUCGUGAGACGAGGACUUGGGUUGUCAGUGGCCAUGAUGGGCGUGUCCAUAGCCAUCAGUCGUAG